UUACCUGACACAGCAGUGAAGUGAGAGCGAGCGCUCAACUCCUCAAAUUUCUCACGCCUCAGCGUCCAAACUCUGAAAAGCCAAGAAACGGAAAACAUCACACCCCACCAAACCAAACCUAACCGUCCAUUGAAUGGAAACGAGGAUCAACACGCAUGUAAUAUUAACCGCGAAACUAGGUUGGUCGCCUUUAAAACCACCACGCAUUCACCGAAAAAUGAGCUCAUUUAAUAGAACUUUCAACCACUCGACACCUCUCAACACUUCUUCUCUAUGUCUUCAAGAUUCUUCUAAGCCUUCGCGCUUCAAAACCCUCUGUUCUUUCACUCUCCGUCUUCCUACAAACCCUAGAUUUUCGUCCUCCCGCUGUCGGCUGUUGUGUUCCGAUUCAGAUUAUAGUACAUUUAUGGAGGUGGCCAGAGCAGCUGCCAAGCAGGCCUCUGCAUCUUCUGAAAGUGUUGCUAUAAAAGCUGAUCAGAAGAGCUAUACUUACACUCAAUUGAUCUCGUCUGCUUGGAGGGUAUCCAGUCUACUAUGCAAUGGCGCUUUAGCAACUGUUGAUGGCGGCGUCAUCGGAAAUAAGGAUCUUCAUGGAGCUAGAAUAGGAAUUGUAGCUAAACCCUCUGCUGAAUUUGUUGCUGGAGUACUGGGGACUUGGUUGAGUGGAGGUGUCGCAGUUCCACUUGCACUCAGCUACCCUGAAGCUGAGCUCCUACAUGUUAUGAAUGAUUCGGAUGUCUCAAUGAUUUUGAGUACUGAAGAUCAUCAAGAGCUUAUGCAGAGUGUUGCAGCUAAGAGUGCUGCUCAGUUUUCUCUUAUUCCUCCUGUUCCCAGUAUUCCUUCACAGACAUCUGAGCAUGUUCAGUCACAAACUGGAGUAAUGGAUGUGGACGGAAGUUUACAGGGGAUCGAAAAACUAAAUAAGAUAGAAGGGGAGGACCCAGCAUUGAUUAUUUACACUAGUGGUACAACAGGUAAACCUAAAGGAGUUGUUCACACGCACAAAAGCGUCUUAGCGCAGGUCCAAAUAUUGAAAAAUGCUUGGGGAUAUACAUCUGAUGAUCAAUUUCUUAAUUGUCUACCAUUACAUCAUGUUCAUGGGCUCUUCAAUGCUUUACUUGCUCCUCUCUAUGCGGGUGCCACGGUUGAGUUCAUGCCAAAAUUUAGUGUUAGGGGAAUCUGGCAGAGAUGGCGUGAAUCAUAUCCAAGAGAUGGGACUAAGGUUAAUGAUGCUGUAACUGUGUUUACAGGAGUUCCAACCAUGUAUACUCGAUUAAUACAAGGUUACGAAGCAAUGGAUCAUGAAUUACAAGAUGUUUCAGCUUCAGCUGCAAGGCAGUUGCGUCUUAUGAUGUGCGGCUCCUCUGCACUUCCACUUCCUGUCAUGCAACAGUGGGAGACCAUCACCGAACAUCGUCUUCUGGAACGAUAUGGCAUGACUGAGUUUGUCAUGGCAAUUUCUAAUCCGUUAAGUGGUGUGCGGAAAGGAGGCACUGUUGGCAAACCUUUUCCAGGUGUACAGACCAGAAUUAUUGCUGAAGAUGAGAGUGGUGUGGGUGAACUUUGCAUUAAAAGCCCUUCAUUGUUUAAGGAAUAUUGGAAACUUCCUGAGGUAACUAAGGAAUCAUUUACUGAUGAUGGGUUUUUCAAAACUGGAGAUGCUGCUAAAGUGGAUGAAGAUGGAUACUACGUCAUCUUGGGACGCAAUAGUGCUGAUAUUUUGAAGGUUGGUGGAUACAAGCUAUCUGCAUUAGAAAUUGAAGCAAUUCUUUUACAGCAUCCGGCUGUAUCAGAGUGUUGUGUUUUGGGCUUGCCGGACAAAGAUUACGGGGAAGCUGUGUCUGCAAUAAUUGUGCCUGACACAGAGAUUAAGAAAAAACGGGAUGAAGAGUUGAAGCCUGCUGUAAGCUUGGAAGAACUUUGCAAAUGGGCUAAAGUGAAACUUGCACCAUACAAGCUACCAACUCGCUUGAUCUUGUGGGACACGAUGCCUCGUAAUGCUAUGGGAAAGGUGAACAAAAAAGAAUUAAUGAAGAAAAUAACCGCAGAAGUAUAAUAGCAUCAUGGUUUCAGACUACUAGGGGAUUCAACAUUGACGCGCACUAGUUAUAGGAACACAGGUAAGCCGCGAGAAGAGUAGUACUUUGGAGGAAAUUAAAACAGAUAUCCAACUUUGUGCGAUAAGCAGGCAAUUUAUUAUAAGCAAGGGAAAAUUGUAUAAAUUGUUAUGGUGGGUAUCCGAUUGUGUAAUUUAGAAAAGCCAUUAAAUUAUGGAUAUUUGGGUAUAGCAAUGUGAAAUAGCCAUAAGUUUUGGGUGUAUUAAUUAUUUCAUAAAUAAAGAUGUUGGAUUUUAAUAAAUUGCUUUUUUCAUUUA
Messenger RNA from Cornus florida, 2374 nucleotides. RefSeq names its product probable CoA ligase CCL8. The record is from RefSeq and is a predicted model, not a curated record. Gene Ontology annotation, biological process: fatty acid metabolic process. The transcript is spliced from 17 exons. Gene Ontology annotation, molecular function: medium-chain fatty acid-CoA ligase activity. NCBI's taxonomy places the organism in Eukaryota, Viridiplantae, Streptophyta, Magnoliopsida, Cornales, Cornaceae. Bases 134 to 2056 code for a protein of 640 amino acids.